Drosophila eugracilis is the source of this 564-nucleotide messenger RNA. Its product is annotated as neuropeptide-like protein 31. Bases 1 to 369 code for a protein of 122 amino acids. NCBI's taxonomy places the organism in Eukaryota, Metazoa, Arthropoda, Insecta, Diptera, Drosophilidae. The record is from RefSeq and is a predicted model, not a curated record. The transcript has 2 exons.
AUGGCGAACUUUAAUCAGUUGCCAUUGAGUUGUUUGCCAGCCAUGAAGAAUUACGCAUUGUCUUUCCUGUUCUGCUGUCUGAUUGCCGGAGUUCUGAGCGCCCCCCAGUGGCCAGGAUCAGGAUUUGGCUACGGAUUCGCACCUUAUGGAGGAUACGGAGGAGGAUAUGGAGGAAGCUAUGCCUCAUCUAGUGCAGCAGCAAGCAGCAGUGCAGGAGGAUAUCAAGGAUUUGGAUAUCCAGGAUACGGUGGCUAUGGAGGAUUUGGAGGAGGAGGAUACGGAGGAGGCUAUCAGCAGCAGUACAAUCAGUACAGCAACUAUAAUAACUACGGAUCUUCAGGCUAUGGCGGUUAUCCAUUUGGCAGAUGAGUUGGGAAAUAACGACUCGUAGCUGCUGGAAAUUUCUGGCCCUGUUUUGUUUGAUUUCUUUAUUUGGCUUUUAGUGUGUGCUGGAGGUCAAUAAAACUUAAAAAACCCCAAAUGAUUCACCAAAGUGUGCAUUAAUUUUUCUAUUUGCAUGUUUGCUAUCAGAUAUUUUUUAAAAUGCUGAGCAUGUGAAAAGUG